Molecule: messenger RNA, 408 nt
Organism: Strongylus vulgaris
Lineage: Eukaryota; Metazoa; Nematoda; Chromadorea; Rhabditida; Strongylidae
Source: the annotation of a GenBank genome assembly
CGACGUGAUACUGGUGUGACGUACAUGGAUCAAACUGAUACGGCUCGACAAGAUGCUGAUGGUCCAUUCGGAUUUCUAAAAUGCAUACAAACACCAGCAGUUGUUGAGACGACAUCACUGCGACCCCGAGAGUCCGACUUUCUCAUAGCGUACGCAACGCCGCCGACUUACGUCUCAUGGCGUAAUAGCCUUCGGGGCAGCUGGUUUGUACAGGCAAUUUGUGAGGUGUUUGCUAAGCAUGCUCGGGACAUGGAUAUUCUUCAACUGCUCACAAGAGUAAAUCAGAGGGUGGCGGAAUGCUUCCAGACGAAUUGCUCAUCUUCUUACAAGCAGAUGCCAGAGUUCCAUUCGCGACUCAUCAAGCAGUUCUUCUUUUUCCCUGGUGUAAAACGUUCUUCAGCUGUUUGA